AUGUAUUAUUUUAAAGGCAAGACUCGUUCUCCUCUUCCAAAGUUGGCUGAUCGCUCAUAGUCAAGACUUGAUAAAUUGAAGACAUUUUUCUUACCUGAGAGAAGUGUGUCAACUAGAACAUAUUCAAGAAAGACCGAGAACCGCACAGAACAAAAUUAGAUGCUUACUGAGUAUUAAGGAGAUUUAGUUGAAAUGAUUAUUCCAAAAAAAGCAACUAAGCGUAUGUGUAAUCUAAAGAAGGUGAUGCCAUAGAUUUUUUAAAAACCGAAAAUAGUUAUUAGAGAAGAAGAAUCUAUGAAUAUAGAAAGUGAUUCAGCACCUAAAUCUCCUGAUUCAUAAGAGGAAGUUCAUCUUGAUAUGUCUGCUAUAAAAUAAGCAAUGUUAUCAAUUAAUAAUAAGUUGAACGCAGAUGAAUCAUUCUUUGGUUUUAUUAAAAAGAAAGAUAAAUUAAGAGACAUUGCAGAGAAUUUUGGAGAAUUAGAACAGAAUAUUUCAAAUCCAGGUCAUUUUUAUUGUAAGAAUGAUAGUUUAUUUCCAAAAAGAAUAGAUGAUGCAAGUCAUUUGAAAGAGGAUAAAUUGAUAAAUUUGUCAAAUUUAGGAGUAGGAGAGAAAUAUUACCCUCUUAUUAAAAUACUACUGUAAAAACAAUAGAAUAUAAAAUAACUUACAUUUUAGGGAAAUAGGAUAAAUGAUAAAUUAUUUUUGAGUCUAGUUUAACAUUUUCCACCAAUCAUGAAGGACUUGAAUUUAAAAGACAAUUCACUUGGAAUUAAAGGAGCUCAUAUAUUAGCUGAACACCUAACUCGAUUUCAAAAGUAAUGGAAUUUGUUAUAAAAAGUCUUAAAAUUCUUAAUAUUGCCAACAAUUUGAUAGGUGAUCAUGGGGCUAAUUUCUUUCUUAAAAAUCUACAUAAGAAUGUCCUUCUUAGUAAAUUAAUUAUUUCAGAAAAUAAUUUAUCUGAUGGUAUUGGAUAAAGUUUAUAUGACUUAUUAAUAAAGUCAUCAGGCUUAGAAGUCUUAGUAAUAAAUUGGAAUUAACUGGGUUCAUCUUCUGGAAUAUUUAUAGCCAAAGCUUUGUUAAUUAAUAGAGUAUUGAAAGUAUUAGAUUUAAGUUACAAUCGAAUAGGAUCAAAUGAAAAAUCAAAUUGUAUUUAAUCUUGGUGUUAAGCAAUAUUAAAUCCAUAAUUCAGUUUAGUACAUUUAGAUUUAUCCUAUAAUUAAAUUUCAGAAAAAUAAAUACGUUAACUUAACGAAGCUUUAUUAAAAAAUAAUACUAUAUAUGGAAUUCAUUUAGAAGGCAAUAAAUUUGAAGGUUUUAUAGAUCCUUAUGGAUUUAUUUAAUUUUAACAAAUAAAUGAAGAAUUCAGUUAAAUCAAAUAUCAAAUAGAUGGAGUUAAUUAUAUUCCUGAAUUAACUAGAAUAACUACUUAAAAUGCUUGUUGGAUAUGUUAAGGAUGGGUUGAACAUCAUUUUUAAUACAUUCCAGAUUUUGAAUAAUAAGACACUCCAAUAUUCCUUCAUUUAGAUUUCUUAAAGUAAAUUUAAUUUCUCAUUUUAGUUAUAAACCAAUUCCUAUGACUUCAAGUCUUGAACUUAAAGCAUAAUUAAUAGAGUAAUAGAAAGAUUUGCUAUCAAAAAAGGAUAUUUAAUAAUAAAAAUCAAAUUAGAAUGGUGAAUUAAAUGUUCCUAAAGUGAAUGCCAGAAAAAGCAGCGUUUUAACUAAAGAAGUACUUGAUGAAUUGGAAAAAUUUUGUUAUUCAACAUAUUAAAUGUGUCCACCUAAAUAAAAAAUUCUAUAUUUUUUUUCUAAUCCUUUGAGUGAGAAAUAUUUUAUUGAACCUACUUAAGACAAUAUGCCAACACCUUAAGAUAAUAUGAUUUUAUAAGGUAAAGAUCCUAAACAUUAAUAUCAUUAUUUUUCUGAUGGAACUGUUUUAAAAUUCAAGAAAAUUCUUUUUGUUAAUUAUUUGUAUACAAAAUAAGAAUUUAUUAUUGAUGAUAAAAAUAAUUAUAAACCGCUUAUAAGAUUGUUUCCACGAUCUUCAGAAAAGAAAUAUGUCUUAAAACGAGUAGGCAAUAAUUUAUAGAGAAAUUAAAUAAAUUUUCACUAAUGGAAUAUCGAAGAAUCUUUGUUUCGUUAACAAUUUUAAUAAGAUAGUGAAGAAAUUUUAACUGAAUGUUUUUAAUUUGAUUGGAGUUGUAGUAAGAUUAAUAGAUUUGUUAAAAAUGAUUAUGAAUAAAUGAAGUUAAAAGAAUAUUUAAGGGAAAAUUAUCAAUUAAUUAAAGAUAUAUAUAAAUUUUAUUCUAGUUCUGGAUAUUUUACUUCAGAAUGCUUUUCAAUUUCAUUUUCAUCUUAUAUAAAAAUGCUAUAAUAAAUUGGAAUAAUUGAUAAUGAGACUGUAAAAGUAUAAGAUGUAGAAAUUGAUUUAGUUUCUAUUAAGAAUAAUAUUGAUCCAAAAUUUAUAUAUAAUCCUGAUAAAGCUCUUGUUAGAUUUCAAUUUUUAGAAAUGUUUUUUCGAUUAGCAAAUGAUAAAUAUGUUAGAACUAAUAUUGUAAAAAAUCAUGCUGAUGCUGUUUAUCGAUUGAUUAAAGAGUUCAAAGAAUAUUUCAAAAACUUUGAUACUUGUUAAAAAUGGAGAAAUGAUAGAUACUGGAAUAAAGAAUGUGAAUAUUUAAUAAAAUUCAAAUCUCCCUUUUUAAAAAAGCUUUAUGAUUAUGUUACUGACUUAAACAAUAGAAAAUGGUAUUUUAAAAUGAAAUGGGUGGCAAUUAAAGAAUUCAAAGACUUUUGUAAAUAAAUGGGAUUAAUGGAUUAUGUUAGUGAAAAAAUAAUUUUAAUUAUUUUCAAUUUUUCAAUGAUGUCUUAAGCAGAUGAAUUAACAUAAGAUCGUCAUAUUAGAAUGACUUAAAUAGAGUUUUAUGAAGCAUUAGCUAGAUUAGCAGAGUAUAUAAGUCCAGGGGCUAUUGGUGAGACAACAGAAGCUUCUGUAUCUUUUAGAUAUAGUUUACCUUUACAUGUUAAAUUAGAGACACUUUUAACACACAUUUAUUUUAAUGUAGUCAAAAGGUAAAUUAAGACGUAUUUUUUAGAUCUCCUUAAUUUACAGUGUUUUAUGAUCUUUUUACAAAUAUUUAAAAAUAGGAUUGGUUACCAAAAUAAAAAGUAAGUAAAAAAAAUGAUUAAGAUGAAGAUCCAUAGUAUGUGAAUUAUUAAGACACUUUAACAGUUUAUAAUGCAGCAUUAUAUUGUGGUAUGAAUAAUAAUUGAUAAUUAAUAGCUAUGCAUAAAUAACCUUAUUUGAAUCCUAAUUAUUAAAGCUUUUUGAGAAAGGGUUUUUUAAUUAUUGAUUAAUCCCCAAGAAGAAGUACACUUUUAAGUCCAAGGAAUAUUCUUCAAAAUUAAAAAUAGAUAAAGAAAUCAGGGUUUGCUAUGGAUGAACUCAAGAUCUCACCUCCUCUUUCUCCAAGAGCUCGUUCACCUAGUUUACGUAAGCAGGGCAAAUGAGAC
Messenger RNA from Paramecium sonneborni, 3507 nucleotides. Lineage: Eukaryota; Ciliophora; Oligohymenophorea; Peniculida; Parameciidae. The record is from the annotation of a GenBank genome assembly.